AUGUCUCGUCCAGAAGAUACCCUCCCCCCAGAUCUCCAUUACAAUGAUACGGAAGCACGCAAAUAUACCACUUCCUCUCGAAUCCAAAACAUUCAAGCUUCCAUGACAAAUCGCGCGCUCGAACUGCUUGACCUAGACUCCCCCGCCAUGAUCCUCGAUGUAGGCUGCGGCUCCGGGCUUUCUGGCGAAAUCCUCUCCUCGAUCGACCCCUCGGAAGGCGGACCUCACAUCUGGGUUGGAAUGGAUAUCUCGGCCUCUAUGCUUGACAUAGCAUUACAGCGAGACGUAGAAGGCGAUCUCAUGCUUGCGGACAUUGGUCAAGGCGUCCCAUUUCGUGCGGGUAGUUUCGAUGCUGCGAUUUCGAUUAGUGCUAUUCAGUGGCUGUGUAAUGCGGAAAGUAGCGAAGUAUCGUCUGAAGGGAGAUUAUCACGGUUCUUUAAUGGACUGUAUGCGAGUUUAAAGAGGGGUGGGAGGGCGGUGUGUCAGUUUUAUCCGAAGAACGAUCAGCAGAGGACGAUGAUUAGCGGUGCUGCGAUCAAAGCUGGAUUCGGAGCUGGUAUUCUGGAAGAUGAUCCUGGAACCAAGAAUGCGAAGUUAUAUCUGGUCUUGACGGUCGGUGGAUCUGCGGAGGAGGGCAACGGCGGAGAUAUCACGGGUGUGGUAAAGGGAAUGGAUGGUGUAGAUGUGCUGGAUGCGAGGAGGAAACAUAGGGAGAAGGGGAGAAAGGUGCAGAAAGGAAGCAAAGCGUGGAUUCUAAGUAAGAAGGAGCAGAUGGAGAGGAAGGGGAAGGUGGUUAAGAACUCCUCGAAGUACACGGGAAGGAAACGAAAGAUUGCUUUUUAG
Molecule: messenger RNA, 843 nt
Organism: Cadophora gregata
Lineage: Eukaryota; Fungi; Ascomycota; Leotiomycetes; Helotiales; Ploettnerulaceae
Exons: 2
Coding region: 1-843 (280 amino acids)
Biological process (GO): rRNA (guanine-N7)-methylation
Cellular component (GO): nucleolus
Molecular function (GO): rRNA (guanine) methyltransferase activity
Source: RefSeq, a predicted model, not a curated record